AUACCAGCUGACAGCAUUGUUGUUGUUGCAGUUCUGGUUUUGGUAGAGAUUUGAUUGUAUGAGCGAGUGGAAAGAAUCGUUCCCUUCUGCCGCAGAAGGGCGGCGGAGAGGUUUCUAAAGUGAUUCUACCGGGUUUAUGAAAAUACUGUAUAUAAAGUUAUUUACAUUUAGACGUUUUCACAUUUACACACGAAAAAGAAGGGACAAAAACGUUUGGGAGGACAAUUUAAAAUUAACCUGUAGUGUACAUAUCAGUUAUACUAAAGUUAAAAAUUUAAAAAAACUGAAGACGCUUGAGAAGCACCGAAAAAGAGGAACCUGGUUUAAGCUGCUGAGAAAGCCAGGGCUCCAGCCAGAACUGUCACAAUGGGAGCAGAGCAAAGUGCUGAUUCUGACCACAAGCAUUCAGAACUAAACUCCGCAGUGAUGCCUUCUCCAGCCAAGCACAAAGCCAAAAUGGAUGACAUCGUUGUGGUAGCACCAGGAACGCAGUCCCUACGGAAUAUUCACAACGACCCAGAUGUCAUCAAGCUGCAGGAAAUACCAACCUUCCAGCCUCUCUUGAAAGGGGUCCUGAGUGGGCAGACAUCCCCAAGCAGCAGCAGGUUGGAGAAGCUGGACUGCGUGCAGGUGCUGCAGCUGUGUCUGAGGUACCAGGACCACCUGCACCAGUGUGCCGAGGCCGUGGCCUUUGACCAGAAUGCCCUCGUCAAAAGAAUCAAGGAGAUGGACCUGUCGGUGGAGGCCCUGUUCAGCAUCAUGCAGGAGCGGCAGAAGCGCUACGCCAAGUACGCCGAGCAGAUCCAGAAGGUGAACGAGAUGUCUGUCAUCCUGCGGCGCAUCCAGAUGGGCAUCGACCAGACCGUCCCCCUGAUGGAGAAGCUCAACAGCCUGCUGCCCGAGAGCGAGCGGCUCGAGCCUUUCACCAUGAAGCCCGACAGGGAAGCCAAGUAGGAAACCACUGUCUCAGCGGUGGUAUGGAGCUGGACUCACGAGGGUGCGUGUGGUUAAAAAGCAUAGCUGUGCUCGGAGGCUUUCUGGCCCCAGAACUGACAUUCUGUGAGUAAUUGCCAUCAAGUCGUAUUAGACUUCAGUUUUACAUUUUGUGCUGGGGAAUAGUUCUCCCACAAACUAAACAAAAACUAAGGGUCAGCUUUCAUGUUCCAUGCUUUGCUUCUUUAAUGCAAUGAUAGGUCAGAAUUUACUUUUUGUACUCCCGACUGUUGAAAGCAGUAUGGUUAAUAGUUACACUUUGGCACAGUAUACUUGAAUGUGUGGGGUCCUACCUUGUUCAUUUCUGUCUCAGUAUAUUGUUAGUUUCUAUACAACAAGCAGGUGGACUGUCAUUAGUGGAUAUGUGCAUAAUUAAAUGGCUUAUGCACAACCACAAACGUAAUGUCAAAUGCAGAAUGUUAAGAGGAUGACACUCCUACGGGUGUCUUACUGGAGAAGAAUUCCACAGGCUUUCCAACACCUCCCACUUUGUUUAAUUGAUUAAUUCUGAAGCCUUCUGUUUCUGAUGUCUAAGGAAAAGUCUUUGAAACAUUCUUAUGUAUAAUACUGUCACUUGAAAUAAUGUCUAGCUGCUGUAAAUGUGCUGUGUUUCUGAUGGUACUCAUAAGGUUUUUGGAUCUCUACCAAAGCAAGGUAGGUGUAACCAAGAGAACAACUGGACUAGAACUUGAGUGCUUCCUUGAGAUCAGCAUUAUAAGACCUCUAUCUUGAUAUAAUGCUUUGGGAUUUUUUUUUCUCUAUAGCUUUGCCUUUUGAACACAUAUACCAUGUAUAUGUGAUCAAAUAUAUAAUGGUAUAUAAUCCACGUUCUGGAAGUGUCUAAAGCAAGAGGUCCAUGUUCAUAUGAAGUUCACUUGGGCGAACAUCAGCCAGGGCUGUUAUAGCUGUGUGAAAAAGCCAUCAGACAGCAAGGACACCCGAAUUCUGCACUACUGAACAUUGUGUAUUUUUGAAUGCUCAAAGAGGGUUACAGUAAUGCUUUUCCUAACACCUAGAGAUUUCUUGCACGGCACUGAAGAUGAUGUUAACGGAUAAAAAAAUAUUUUCUCUUUGUAAAUACAUGGGUUCUUUCUCUCUUUGUGAAGACCAAAGAAAAUAAUUGAUAAAUGAUAUUAAGAACCUAAUUUAGUCAUCCUUGCUCCUCGUCAGGGAGGUUUUACAGCCCAGCAGGUUUUCUAAGAAGAUGAAAACCCUUGGAAGCAGUGACAAUUAUGGCCCAUAAAAUUAUUGAUAUGUUAAAAUCAUGAAGAAAGAAAUCCAGAGCAUCCUGGUGGCUCUGGAGUGAGGCCAUAGCAGUUGAAAGUAUUGUCUAAGCAUUUUUUUUAACAAAUCUGUUUUUAAAAUGUGAUUGCCAAUGGGAAUAGAGUAUGUAGACAUCAAGCAUGAGAACAAUUUUAAAAGACCUAGCUGUGAAUGCACUGAAAAUAUUUCGCAUUGAUCAGUGAAUGAAAAAGUAGAAAAUUUAACAAACAGAAAAGGUGAUAGAGUUACAAACCUGUGUUUGUAAGCUUUGGACUGGCAUUAACUGUUACCUUGCGUUUGGCACAAUGCUAUUCUCAGUCUCCAUUAACAACUGGACACUGCCAAGUAAGUAUGGUGUUUUUGUAUUUCAAAAUCGGCUAAAAGAACCGGGAAAAUUUUUGUUGCUAUUUUGCUUUUGAUUGUAUGUUGAACUGUAAGGUGUACAGGUUGUGUAUUGAUAUAACAUUACUGUCACACUGCAUUAGAAAAAAAGUACCAAUUGAAUUAUAUAUCCUUCAGUAUAUAAUUCUGCAGAUUUUUAUGAGAAUGUAUAUAUGUGUAAUAUAAACAGGUUUACCAUGAAGGACAGUAAAUCAUUGGUCUAAUGCUGACCAAUUAAUGCACAGGGUUUUCUGCUCAGUUAUGUAUUUAAUAAAGCCUUCUUUCACCAGAAAAAAUCAGUUUUUGAGUUUUGUUUAGUAGAGAAUAAUUUUACUGGAUACCCUCCAGUGAACAGCCUUAGGGUGAGACUUUCAUUAUGAUUCAAGCAUUACUGAAAACAACUUAGUCCAGAUGCUUAAUGAAUUUACAAAUUCUUUAGAAAACAUUUUUGUUUUUGCUCUUCUGCAGAGGUUUCACUGUCAGAAUGCUUAUCCCGUUCCUUAAAUAACUCCCAUGCUUUUGAUUUAUGUUUUUUUCAAAUCCACUGACCUACUGUAUACUAACCAACGUAAAGUGAAGAUGGCUUUGGAGCUUAUUGAAUUCCAGCCAGGGGUUUGGAAUUUCAAUAUUAGGAAGUUACAGGGUUCUCUAGUUUCAGUCAAGCCAAGAUUUUAACUAUUUUAUUAACCCAGUCUUUGAUUUAGGAGCCUAUGGUCUUUAACCACUGAAAGUCACUGCCACAAUAGUGUUACUGUGGAUUAUGUUAUUGUACGGCUAAUAAAAGUGCCAAAUCACUACACUACAUUCAAAAUAAAAGAUACAAUUUGUUUAAACAAGACUUAAAAUUAAUCAGAAAUCAUACUCCAUGAAAAUAUACAUCUGAUAUCUGAAUAUAUACAUUGUUUUGUAUAAAUCUGCAUAUUUAAAAAUUCUAUACACUUGUACAUUUAGCACUGUAGCAUACACAAGGUACAUUAAAAGUAUUUAGCAUUGAAAGGAGUACUGUACUUUUUAAUAAUGCAUGAUUCUCAGUUAAUUCACUUUUGGAAUCUCAAUUUCUGUCUCAAUACCUGAGUGACCCAACUACUGAAGCAACUCCUGUCCUAAUGUAAUCCUUGUUCAAGUGUAGUAGUUACUUUGCUAAAGUUAAACAUCGGACACUUAACAGACCUUCACUUAGCCAUACUUACAUAGCAUGGAGUCUGUACUGCAUUUAUAGUAGGGAGAGAAGCGGUAUCUACAGUGCAACACAAAAUAAGAUCAGGAGACUGCUAUAAUAAGCACAUACACAGUAUGUAGAGUACCAUUUCAGAUUUUUAUUUCAACAGUCAACGUACAUCUAUGUUUAUUAAAAACAAGAACACACAUUUAGAAAAUGUAAAAACUGCACCAAACUGAAAGCAAACUAUUUCAGACAUCAUACAGACCUCCACAUUCCUUCAAAUGUACCAUCUUCAAGCUAUUAUUUUGUAGUUUUGUUUGCCAUAAUGUUACAUUAUGAUUAAAUGCUCAUUGAAAUUGA
Messenger RNA from Lepisosteus oculatus (spotted gar), 4159 nucleotides. RefSeq names its product Bprotein-1 related complex subunit 5 (gene borcs5). Lineage: Eukaryota; Metazoa; Chordata; Actinopteri; Semionotiformes; Lepisosteidae. Gene Ontology annotation, biological process: lysosome localization; organelle transport along microtubule; positive regulation of anterograde synaptic vesicle transport. The record is from RefSeq and is a predicted model, not a curated record. Gene Ontology annotation, cellular component: synaptic vesicle membrane; cytoplasmic side of lysosomal membrane; BORC complex.